AUAAUCUGCCAAUACAGAUGUACUAUCUCUUCUGCUCUAAUUCACCGUGAACAUAACAGCCCAGGUCGAUACAUACUUCCUCUCUCUUCUCACUCUACCUCUCUCCACCACACACGCGCGCGCCGCAGCCUGCAGCUGUAUGCGUCCGUCCUCGCGCCAGCGGGUGGCCGCCUGGCUGCUCGCGCUGUCGUUGGGGAGAGGCGGAGAGGAAUGCGCGCGCCGCGGCCGCCUGGAGAUGAUCUCGUUUUGGUUGCUCUGCUGGAAGCUGUUGAGAGCAACAGCUGGGCUAGGGAGGACAGCUGAGUUAACAGACGGUAACCACGACAACAGUGGCUCCAGCAACAACAACCCUGUCAACGACUCUCCCACUGCUAUACAGCCAACAGAUCCAGUAACCAUGGAGAUCAGCUCAUCGCCUCCGCUAACCCACAUGGAGAGAGAAAAUGUGGUCAGCUGGCGCAGCCAGGAAGUAGAGGAACUCCAUUACCCAGAGGGCCAUACGGUGCAGCUGCCAAUCCGGGGUGACCAGGAGGAAGAAGGGGCUGCAGAAAAGCAAAAUGGGAAAAGAGAUGAAGAUGAGCUGGACUAUCUUGUUUUUGUGAUAGGAGAGGAGCAGGAAGAAGAUAUAGGAAGUGAGAAUGAAGGAGGACGAGACACAGAAAGAGGAGAGGAAGAGGGGGAAGAUGGGGGAAGAGGAAACACAGAGAGAGAAGAGAAGGAGGGAGAAGAUGGAGGAAAAAGAGACACAGAGAGAGGAGAGGAGGGAGAACAUGGAGAAAGAAGAGACACAGAGAAAGGAGAGCGGAAGGGAGAAGAUGGAGGAAGAGGAGACACAGAGAGAGGAGAGGACCAGGGAAUAGAUGGAAGAAGAGACACAGAGACAGAAGAGAAGCAGGGAGCAGAUGUCGGAAGAGGAGACACAGAGAGAAAAGAGGAGCAGGGAGAAUAUGGAGGAAGAAGAGAAGAAAUAGAAGGAAAGGAAGAAGGGAGUAGAGAAACAGAGAAGAAAGAUGGAAGAAGAGUAGAUACAAAAGAAGAGAAAGAAUGGAUAGAAGAGACAGUGGGAGAGAUGGAAGACAAUGCUGUGUCAGCGCUCUUGGUCGUCCAAUCAGAUCCCUCAGAGCAGGCCUGGGCUCAGCACCUCGGCGACACAGAUGACCUCAGCGACUGUCUCCUAGCCGAACUGGCUGUUGUAUACUCCGACAGUGAUGCAGGGGAGGACCAAUGGGCUGGCUCUCCGCCCUGUGAUGUCACCAACCAGGAAGAAGCAGGCUAUGAUGGAGGGAGAGAGGUAGAGGAGAGAGGGAAAGAAGAGGAGGUGGCAGAAGUAAAGAUUGGAAGAGAGGAGCAGAGAGAGGAGGAAGUAGAGAAGGAGGAGGAGAAGUGGGGAGGAAAGGAGGAUGAGGAUGAAGAGCAGAGCUCCAUAGCCAGCUCCACAGACCCUGACAGGAAGGUUCCUGUAGAUUUCUGUGUCCCACAAGAGAGCUACAGUGAAAAUGUCUCCACUGAGCAUGUGGACUUUCUGUUGGCCCGCCAGCAGUGGCGGAAGAUGGAGGAGGAGGUCAAAGGUCAGCCAACCCCCAAACCAGGGCUCAGAGCUCAGGGGAGCUUCCAGGGCACCCACACUUCACUGUACCCCCCCACUCGCAGCCCCCGUCUCAAACGCAGGGAGAUCCAUCCACCAGUGCAAAGGGAGCCACCCCUGUCCUUCACCAUGUCCCCCAGUUCAGAGGACUCGGGCCUGGAUGAUUUGUCAUACCGCAGCCCACUGGACGAGCCAGAGAGUGCGGUGGAGAGAGAGAUCCGACUGACUCUGGAGAGAGAAGAACACCACCGCAGGGAGAGGGGGGUGAUUACGCAGGGCCUAACUACACCCAGAGGCUCCACCCUGCAGACAGGACGAUCUCCACCUAGACCUCCAGCCUGCCGCACUCCUACCUUGUCCAUCUCCCCAUCUCCUUCUUGCUCCUCUUCCCUUCCCCGAUCUGUCUACCAUGAAAUGACAGCCAAUAAUGUCAUCAUCCUGGAGCCCGACAGCUCCGCCUCCAGGAACCGCUUACUCUCCUCUGCUAUAGGGGGCCUCUCCGAUUGGUCCACAAUCCAGGAUGCAGUGCCUUCCGCCAAUGUCAUUGUCGUGGAAACAUCCAAUCUCAUCAUUCGCAGCGCUUCCGAAUUCUGCCUGAGCUCCGCCCCUGUGUCCAUGGAAACACAGGAGAGCACUUUCUCGUCCAAUCCAUUCUUCAAGCUGCGCUCCCUCAGCAGCCAGUCGCUGGUGGAGCAGGAGAUCCGCAUGGUGAGGCAGAGGGAAGAGGAGUGGAGGAGGCAGAGGGAGGAGAUGUGGAGGAGAGGGAGAGAGAGGUAUGAUACUGUGCUGGUGUCUCCAGGCCUCAGUGAUAACAUCACUUACAACGUGCCGGAGGUUUCAGACAGAUGUGUUUCCUCCCCUUCGUCCCCCUCCAGGUCCCGCAAAAUGGAACGAUCCAGUGUGUCUUGUGACCACAAGUGGUAUAGCUAAAUCUCCCCCUCCCUCCAGUUUCCCUCUUCCCUGUCUUCUGUGGCAAGACGACAGAACGCCAUGGCGCAACGAUGGGAGGCCUCCCUCUUAGCCAAUCAGAAGAAGGAGUAAGCAAUGACCACACUCAACUGACAGCCAUUUCGAAGCCGCACUGCAGUGUCUGUAGGACACCUCAUAAGAAGAGGACUAUUUCUUCAUUUAUCUAGUUUGGGUUUCCAUUAUGCUUUAAUGUCUGGAAACGUCCCUUGCAUGAUGUCUGAAACAGUAUGUCACAAUUAAUUAUAUACAAUACCUCUGUAAGGCAUAUCCCCAGGAUGCCUGUCCCAAUAAUAACUGAGUAUAAAAUUGCAAUCAUAAUAAUACUACUCUUUUUGACAUGUGACCCAGAUUUUAUGUAAACUUAGCAGUAUUCUGCGUCAAUAUUUAAUAUUUACAGCACUUUGAUUUGUGGGUGUUUAUGAAUUAUGGGACUAGUACAAUUGUUGAUAUUUGUGGAUUAAUGAUUAUGACUUAAUAUGAUGCAGUGACUUUCAAACAUUAUCUGGGCAGUCCUAUUUUAAUUUCAGAUAUUAAUUUAGCAUUUUGUGUAUUUUAAAGUGAUUAACAGCCCACGACAUGUAUUCAGAAAUGUUCUAGCCAUACAGAGAGUUGAGAAGGUACGUGCAAAAAUGGUUGGGCAUGUUGUAUUCUUUUCAAUUAGUAUUUUAUUUUAAAGGUGUCAACCCAGAAUUUGAAAAUCACUGCCUUAGUGAAAUGCUACAAUGAGCUUGGAUGGUCCAGGUUUCAAUGUGAGCCAUGUUGGCUAAGCAGUGCUAGCUGCUAACUGAAUACCAUUUGGGUCACAGUUGCACAGACCAGAUGGUUGGCCUUUUCUUUGGUAGAGGUUGGUUGUAACCCACAUAAUUCCAGAAUGGGCUGCAGUUUUGUGGGGUCAUGAAAAACCUAUUUGAGGAUAUUGUAGUCUCUAAAUUGCACGUAAUGCUAGUUUUAUUUACUAUUCUGUUAGCAUGGAAUGUAUGACAUACGCACAAGGGCAUGGACAUUUUUUAAUGAAAGCUGUUGAUGUGUUGAUACACCAAACCAUGAUGGUACAAGUUGAACUUGAAUAUAACUGAUAAAACAGUAAAACCUAUUUCAGCUAGUUACCCACUAGUAUAUAAGUUUUGUUAAGCAGUAGUGUGUAUACGACUUAUGAAAUUAGACACAAACAAACAGCCAUCUUGCUUUUUGAACUCGGGUCCUUUGACUAUGACUAUCAGUUGAUGAGCCCUGACAUCGGCGGGCAUUCCAUUUGUCACUUCCAGUCUCAGAACUGGUAAAAUAACACAGAAAGCAAAUUCUGAAUACAAAGUAAAGCACUAUUAUCCUUGCUUCCUCACUUAUAACCUUUUCACACCAAGGGCUCAAGCCAGGUUGAGCUAGGGUCGGCUGUGUGCUUGAAAGGGUUAACCCUCGCCGAUUGACUUGAAGGUUGGACAAGGGUCGUUUUCAAUGUGAAUCGCUAACAACCAGGGCCGGGCAAAUUAUGUGAUUGGUUGGAAAUGGAAGGUGGAUAGUCGUCACCGGUCACUGCACGCUUUCAGUUUCAACAACAACAGCCGAGCGAAGCAGUUUAAAUUAUUUCCCAUGUGCACAGCCAUGUGUGAGCAAAGUCCACUGACAAUCAGUGCGAUUACAUGCACAGCAGGUUAAGUGAAUAACUGGGUUAUGCCAGUUCUCCCUGUAUAGAUGAGCAGUGAUGAAUGGAAAUAAUGACGGGAGUAACUACCGCUGGCAAAGUAGGUGGCGCUCUGCCAACAUCCAGUUGGACAGAAUAAGGCUUUCUUUGCCAGUUGACCUUUGUCAAAAUAACAAAAGCUUCUUUAUUUUUUCUAAAUUACAACAACUUAGAAAGUAAGGGGUCUCUAGUGCGUAAUACAUCUAUUGGUGAACAAUGGCCCCUAUACCACUUAACAGCGUAGAAACGCACGGUGCUCUUGUCAGUUGACUGACGACUUUGUUUGGCUCAUUAUCUGUAACCAGGCAUGAAGGCAUGUUCUUUGGAUUUAACAAGCUAGCUAACUCACAUUAAUGUUAGCGGGCUAGUCGGUCCCUCCGCCUCUUCGUUGAACAAUCUGUUGAGCCAUCUCCCGGUAUCCGCUGCUUAUCUGGGCAACGCGUUUUUUUUAGUAUCACAGCAAUGGUUUGUUUCGCCACAAAUCUGGUAUUUGGUUGUGACCCAGGUCAUUUUCUGAGUCAUCAUAACCAGGGAUUAACCCAUGUUGACUGGCUUGGUUUGAAUUGAUAAAAGAAGGGUUGGGGGUCAAAUAACCUUGGUCAAACCCUGGUUGUUGGAGUAAAAGAGGUAUUACAGUUAUUUGGGCUCUCUGAUUGGUUACACAUUAUGUCAGCUACCUGUAUUACCCAAUACCUUGAAAGGCAGGACAAGGGAAUUACCACAGUGAAAAAGUGUGAUGAGUCCCAUAGCUUUUCAUAGUCACGUUAGCCUCACAUUGUGCUGUGUCUGGGCUGGACCAUUUUUUUGGGCUACACAGCUCCUCUAUCUAUUCUGGAAUUUAUGAAAACACUCUGGCUUUGUAUUUUUUUAUACCAAUCAUUACCAGCCUGGGCGGCACAAAGCCUCGAUAGCAGAGAUAUUGAGUGGGGAGGAAUGAUGUGAGGCAUUAAGCCAGACUUGGUAUAUCCACGAUGUUCCAUUUCUGGGAUUGCUCCGUUGCUGUUGGAAAUUUCGUUGGAUUUCACUCUUUUCAGCCUGAUGCCCGCUCCUUCCGUUUUGUUUGUGUCUGUAUUUUAAACUCUGGUGGAUUUAAGAAGACUAUGGUUGGCAGCUCAUUAGCCCUCUGCUGGGUGAAUCCAGACAGCUAGCUAGACUAUCUGUCCGAUCUGAGUUUUCUGUUGCACGACUAACUCAACCUUUGAACGUACACAUGUUCCACCAAAACAAGUUCCUUCCCCAGGCCUUUUGCAGAGGCACCACAGCCUUUCCCAGUGCUUAGCGCCGCCCAAGACCAUUGUGAUUGGUUUACUGAAAUGCCAAUAAACCAGAGCAUGUUUUUCUCCCAUCCCAAAACAGUGUGUGGACUAGCCAGACCUUCCUUCGCAGCGGAAGAUUCUGCCAGACUAUAAGCACUUCAACAGUGUUCGUGUAAUUACUGUCACUGCCAGAGGGGGAAACAAAGGUUCUGCACUUCAGCUUUAAAACGAGCUGUCAUUACCAAAUAGUUUCAGCCAAAUGGUUUAGAUGUAGAAGUGUUACCAAGGUGCAUAUAGUACAGUCUAGAUUUAAUUGCUACAUCCUGGCCAGACUCUGUUUGUCUGUGGCUCUGCUCUUUCAGCAAAAUAGCUUACUAUAACUAUACAAUAACUAAUAAUCCAAUAUUCUAUUCUAGUCUAGAAAAGAGUUUUACAUAUUUUUAUGUCCUGUCCUAAAGAGAUUUCUUGUACUGUAUUUUUGCUGCAUAUAUUUAUAACUUUGAGUAAUGCUUAUGAAUCCUUAAAGCUUCUGUUUGUAAAAGGUUUAUAAUAUAUUGUGUCGGAAUGAAUUGAAUUGGAAGUCAGACAUGUUUUAUAAGAGAUGACUUCUGUGUGUGCAUGUGUGUUUUAUAGUAAUCCAUCCUCCUUACUGUACCUCAGUUUGGCUUCUGUAUCUCCAGAACAGGCUCACUCUCUGCUUUCCUCAAUAAACUUAACUUCUGUCUGCUGUCCAAUAAAGACGCUUUCAAGUCACCUCAGAAA
Molecule: messenger RNA, 6250 nt
Organism: Etheostoma spectabile (orangethroat darter)
Lineage: Eukaryota; Metazoa; Chordata; Actinopteri; Perciformes; Percidae
Exons: 7
Coding region: 140-2515 (791 amino acids)
Source: RefSeq, a predicted model, not a curated record